Setaria italica (foxtail millet) is the source of this 4344-nucleotide messenger RNA. RefSeq names its product polycomb group protein EMBRYONIC FLOWER 2. Lineage: Eukaryota; Viridiplantae; Streptophyta; Magnoliopsida; Poales; Poaceae. The record is from RefSeq and is a predicted model, not a curated record. The coding region runs from base 2280 to 4163 and encodes 627 amino acids. The transcript is spliced from 23 exons. Gene Ontology annotation, molecular function: chromatin DNA binding. Gene Ontology annotation, cellular component: nucleus.
GAUAUAGCACGGGCAAUCGAACCGUUGUACAGAGCGGGCACAAUCUCACCUGCUCCUCCGCCGUCCGCCGUCCGUCGUCCGCCGCCUCGUGCUCCCCUACUCCUCGGCCCCCGGCCGGUCCCUCCGUCUCUCCGGCGGAUCUUCCAUCGACCGCCCCUCAGUCCUCUGAUCCCGACCUCCCGCCACAGUGCCGCCCUUCUGUCAGUCGGUACAAUGGGGUUCAGCUCUAUCCACAUCCACGUGGGAUGGAUUGGUUUCGCAUUAUUUGGUUGUUCUUCUUCUUCGGCAUUGUGAAAGAUGCCAAGAUCGACGCCGGUUGCAACCAGUGAACUUCUUGGCAAGCAGUUGAGGUCCGGAGGCGUUCAUGUUCCAACAAAUUUGGGCGUUGAACUGAACCCUGAUGCCCCCAUGCCAAGUCGGCUCCUGAAAUUCGUUUUUCUUCUUUGCCCCAAUGUACUCCUUUGGUGCCAUUGUUCGGUUUGCAUUACUAUCUUCAUUAGGUGCUAUUACAUGUUUUUUGCCAUCAUCGCAAAACGAUCGGGCAGUAAGUAGCUGUGCUGUUAGGAAUAGAUUCCCUGCCUGAUUAGAAAUAUGCAAUCCAGGUUUACAUUUGUGGCAUGUAUAUUUGGUUCCUUGGUGUUUCCCAUUUCAUAUGCUCUCUUUUGUAUGAUAAGUUAUUUUACUUUUGAAUUGAUAGAUCAACUGUGGGAGUCCUCCUUAGCCUGUGCAGGAUAAAAGUACUCCACUGCUUUGUUUCUGCUAAGAAUCUUUUAAGCAUUGCUCCUGGAUAAUGGGCUGUAGCAUCAGGUUCUGUAAAGAAGGUACACCUAUUUUCAGCAUUUCCCAUAUUUUGCUUACAGAAAUGCUAAUUUGUAGCUGCUAACCCCACCUUGUGCAAUUUUCUCCUUGUCCAUAGAAUUGUCCACUCUGGCGGCAGUGGUUGUGUUGCCAUCAGAUUUUCUGUUUAUGCUGUUCUGAAUUCUUGAACUCUUUACGUUUCACUUAACAAACACAUUUUUUUGUUGUUACUUUUGAUUUUAAAAUAUAGGACAAUUUUUUUGCUAAAACAUGCAGGAGAGCUGCAUAUCUUUGUAUUAAGAAGGAAAAAAGAAGUCUUACUAUGCUCUUCCAAGCAGAAGAGUAUGCAUACUAAACAUUCACACUCACACCCUGAUACUAGUAGAUGAAAUUAGUACCACUUACAAACAAUAAAACGACCAAUGAUAGAAUAUGACUUGGUCGCGUGAAAUACUAGAGCUAAUUCAUCUUUGAAGGUACUUUAUAGAAUUAUAUGCCAGUACAAAUAUAUUUUUAUCACCAUUGUUGCGCCUGUCACAGGAACUUGUUAUCGUUAGUGAUGAUGUGGUUCAGCAAGCUGUAUGGGAGGCAAGCUGUUCGAAGGGUUGGAAUUUCUUAUUAUCUUAGGAUCUUGACAACUUCCAAUUAUUUUAGAUGAAAAAUAGAGCUCCUUUACUGUUCCAAUGGAUUUUUGUUGGGUUGUGUUUCUUUCUUAAAACAACACACUAUUAAUAUAUUACUACAAAGUAGGUUGCUGAUUAUUUAACAUAUGACUCUCAUGGGUCUAGUGGUUGGGGAGCAGAGAACUUGCCUAGCCCACCUGGGUUCGAGGACCACACUCCACGUCUCCACAUAUUGAAACACCAGCAGGAACGUCUUCCCCUCUGUUUCUCAUUUUUUUAUUAUUUAACAUAUAAUAUGAUAAUAAUAUCAAUCUAAAUCACCAAGGAGCUAAUAAUGGCAAUAAAAAUUCUUAUUUUUUAAAGGCAUCCCUUAAUUUCAAUUAAAUCUAUCCAUUUUGCAGUCUAACCAACAGGCCCUGGGUUGAUCUUUAUUCAGGAAUCCAGAUACAUGCCAGCUGUGCAUUUACAGAUUUAUUGCCCCUGGUGUUACUCAGAAUUCACCAUGGCUUUAUUUUGUUUUACACUAGCUCCCAUUGUUCAAUUCUUCAAUUUACUGUGAUCGGUCCUUCUGGAUCCAUCCCCCUUUUCCACUAAAGUCCAUUUGCACACACCCUUUAGACUUGACCCAGCACAGAAUAAAACUCCUGCAAGCGAAGGCUCCAAAUCUCCCGAUUUGCAGCCACUCUAUCGCCGCUGCUCUUUGAAUGGAUCCAAUCAAGGGAGCAGUGAUCUCCCACCCCUACUGAAGAUUAUUUGAAGUAAUACUUAUUCAAUCCUCUUACAGGCACUUGUGCUCUUGUGCGUGCUGGAUUUGUUGGGAUCCUCGAAUCCACGGGAACCAAGGUGCUCAUCCGCUGGAUGUCUUGCCAAGCUUUACCAGAUGGUGUUGCAAUGAAUACGGGUUGCAUAUAUGGAUCUAGUUCGUCUUCAGACAAGAUGCAUCAUUCCCAGUCAAGAGAUGAGUUGCCUCCAGAUUGUGCUGACAAAAUUCAUGCCUUAUAUUGCAAGCAUGUUAUACUCUCUGACAUUAUUCAGAAACGAGCCAAUGUAAAGCCCUCUUUUCUUCAAAGGAACCUUCGUUACAAGAUACAUGCCAAGCAAAAGAAGAGGAUUCAGAUAACCUUAUCACUGCCUGGAAGUUUAAACCCUGAAAUGCGGGCACAGAAUAUCUUUCCAUUAUGUGCUUUGUUUGCUAAACCAAUUAGUUCUGUUUUGCAUGAAGGGCAUUCUCCAGUAUAUCAGUUCACCCGGGCUUGUUUGCUGACUUGUUUCGAUGAAUCUGGAUGCGACAGCCACACUGAAGCCACGUUCAUCAUUCAAGACCUGAGGACUUUAGCUAACAUUAUCCUUGUUAGCUGUGGACAAAUUGGACAAACACCUGAUGAAAAUAACUUCUCCAAUAACGAUUUGGAGAACUCUUCUCUUCAAAAGCUUGAAGGGCAGUGUUUCUGGGGUAAGAUACCGAAGGAUUUACUUUGUUCAUCAUUGGAGAACUGCGUGGAUUUAAGCUUAGGACGGACUAAGCAGUUUGCUUUGUCAAUUACUAUGAGCCCAGGCUUCGUAGAGUCAAAAUUUCUCAAGCAGGACAGUUUCUUGACAUUUUGUUCUCGUAAGCUUAAUUCUGUGUGUCCAUAUCAAUUACAAGUAAGCGUAUGUGCACAAGAGGCUGGUGCAAGAGACAUGUUUAAAUCUCUUUACAAUUCUUACUUAUAUAAUGAUGUCCCACCAUCUUCUUUACCGCAUAUCAUAAGGUUAAGAGUUGGAAAUGUGCUCUUUAAGUAUGGAGACAAUAUUUGCAAGACAGAAGUUACUGAAGAUUUUUGCUGCUCAUUUUGCUUGGUAAAGUGUGGAAGCUUCACGGGUCUGCAAUGUCACUUACUCUCAUCGCAUGACCGGUUCAACUUUGGGUUCUUGAUAUCUAAGAAGGAACAGGUCGUUAAUGUUAGUUUGAAGCACAAUACCUGGACAAAUGAGGAUUUUCCUGCAGGAGUUGAUCCGAGACAAAGAACAUUUUCCUUCUUCUCAAAGUAUAAGAAGCGUCGAAGAAUAGUUACAAUGACUGAGGGGAUCAUUACAUCAAAAGUGACUGAGGCGAUCGUUCCGUCAAAAGCAACUGAGGUGAUCCUUCCAUCAAAAGCAAUUGAGACGAUUGUUCCAUCAAAAGCAGCUAAGACGAUCUGGCAUGGAUAUCUAAUUGGGACUUCUGUGUCAGACACAUCAGUUGAUCCUGCCUAUUCAGUACAUGGCGGCCAUCUUUCACCACCAAGAGUACUCCAGUUUGGAAAGACCAGGAGACUAUCUGUUGAUCAGUUGGACCCCAGAAAUCAGCUACUCCUUCAAAAACGUCAAUUCUUCCAUUCUCACAAAGGACAGCAAAUGGCAUUGGAAGAAGUUCUCUCAGAUCAUGAUAGUGAAGACGAAGUUGAUGAUGAUGUUGCUGACUUUGAAGAUAGAAGGAUGCUUGAUGAUUUCAUUAAUAUUUCGAAAGAUGAGAAGUCUAUCAUGCAUAUGUGGAAUUCAUUUGUUUCCAGACAAAGGGUGAUAGCUGAUAGUCAUAUGCCAUGGGCCUGUAAAGCAUUCUCCCAGCUUCAUGGACAAUUACUUGCACGAAACCCUUCUCUACUAGGGUGCUGGAGGCUUUUUAUGAUCAAACUCUGGAACCACAAUCUGCUAGAUGCGCGCACCAUGAACACCUGCAACAUCAUUAUCGAAGGCUUCAGGAACAAAAGGCUCCCCAAGUGAAAUCUGAUGCAUUGAAAACAUUUCAGUCAUGAACAAUGAUAAACUAGUUACACUCUUUUCGUUGACAUCCUAUAAUCUUCUUGAUGACAUGGACUCCAGCUCCAGAUUAAUAUUCUUGAUGCCAUGAAUUUUACAUGAAGUGUUGGUUAUUCAGUGACUUGGAGAACUCAUUUCCUCUUUA